Molecule: messenger RNA, 2538 nt
Organism: Trichoderma gamsii
Lineage: Eukaryota; Fungi; Ascomycota; Sordariomycetes; Hypocreales; Hypocreaceae
Exons: 1
Coding region: 1-2538 (845 amino acids)
Source: RefSeq, a predicted model, not a curated record
AUGCUGCCAGCUUCGCAAAUCGCCUCGCCUCGCGCCAGGCUUCUCCUCGCCCGCGGUGCUCUGGCUUCUGCGCAAUCAAGUACCAGCCAGCAGUGCCGACAAUUCUGCGGCUUCGAUCUUGGACGCCAGCGCCAGCGCGUCUACGCCUUGAAAUAUAUGGUUAACCGACACCUGUCCCCGGAGAACCCCAAGGCAGGGAGCACCAAAUCAGCCGCCUCUCCUUCUGGAAAGUACACCAGAGUAAAGGACAUCAAGUCGUGGUCGGAUGACUUGUCUGGGGCCCGUCCCGGUCGCAACAUCGAGGAUGUCGAGCGGGAGGCCAUCAACCAUCUGUUCAACAAGGAGGAUAGCGUAUGGACAUUGCUGCAGAAUCUCCGACAGCAAAUGCAUCCACACCGCAGUUCCGGCAAAGUCACAGCCGAGAACGUUUUGAAAGCCACUACAGGCGACAGCCUCAGCUUCAUCGACCCCAUUACCAACCGCAAGGUGACUCGCGGCGAGCAUGGCAAGUACUCGGCCACAGGCUUCGAUGACCCGAAUGCACCUCGAAAAUUGACUCCUGAAGAGGAGUCGAAGCAGUACACAGAUCUCGGCGACUACAAGCCCGCUAAAUGGAACGAGCCCGAUGGUCUACCCCAAUUGACCCCCGAGGAGCGAUCCAAGCUAUACGAGGACUUGCCUGAGUACUCCAAGAUGAAGAUUGACGAUCCAAACGCACCACGAAAGCUGACCCCUGAAGAAGAGUCAAAGAACUACGACGAUUUGGACCAGUACAAGCCCGUGACGUGGAACGAGCCAGAUGGCCUCCCACAGCUUACACCCGAAGAACAGUCCAAGCUUUACGAAGAUCUUGACAAGUAUGGCCCCGUUAGGUGGCAUGAGCCUGACGGACUGCAAGAGAGAAGCCAGGAAGAAAAGUCCAAGGAUUACAAAGACCUGCACAAAUAUGGCCCCGUCACCUGGGACGAGCCAAAUGGCCUUCGUCGCUUGACUCCAGAGGAAAAGUCGAAAAACUACACAGAUCUGCAUGCGUACGGCAACCCCUUUACCUGCCGGGAAUCUGUGCUCAAGGACUACGAGGCCAUUGAGAACGACCCCACGCCAAAGGCAGAGCCAAUUGCUGCCAAGGUUGAGGUGCGUGAUUGUAAGCCAGAGCAAUAUGAUGACCUGGACAAGUACGGACCUGUUCGUUGGAAUGAGCCCGAUGGCCUCCGCCCAUUGACUCCUGAGGAGCUUUCUAAAAACUACGAGGACCUCAACCGGUACGCGCAAUAUCCCAAUGCUGGCCCUGCGGUUCCGCGAAUUCACCCAGAAGAGGCAUCCAAGGCGUACCGAGACUUGCCCCAAUACUCUGCAUUCCCCAAUGCAGGGCCGGCAGUAGAGAGAAUCCAUCCGGAAGAAGCCUCCAAGGUCUACAAGGACCUUCCUGGCUAUGCCAUUGACGGAUACGAAGAACCAGACAAGAUUCGCCACAUCCACCCCGAGGAGUUGACAAAGAAUUACACUGAUUUGAACGCAUAUGAGCCUCAGGCCUUUGACUCUCCUGAUACGCCUUACCCUAUGCACCCUGAGGAAGCGUCCAAGGCGUACAAGGAUCUCCAUGGUUACAAGGCAGCCCCUCCAGAUGUGGAGAGCGAGCUGGAGACGUUGACGGCGGAUGAGAUUCGAAGCCAGGUGUUGAGCAGGGCCAACGUGGGUGCUAAAGAGGUGGCAGUAGAAAAAGAUGAGGCAGAGAUGGAACUGAGUUCUAUGGAUGAGAGUUUUCCCAGUGAGUUGUCAAAAUCCGAAGCCGAACCGAUCGAACGCAUCACCGGUAGACUGGCCCAGUUACGCGCCGAGAAGGACCCCUACUCUAACGAUCCAAAGGGACUAGAAACUAGCUAUUCGGAGGAGUGUGGCAGUGAGGCGGCGGCGGCGGCCGUAGUCAAGCACUACGAGUCCUCGCCAGCCUCUGCCGCAGCGGUAACAGAUGAGCCAACCAUGUACAAGAUCCUCGCCUUCGACAAGUCAACCGAAUCUGUUAGCGUUGCCGAGACCACAUCCGACGAUCAUGACGUUUCUACUCCCGCAAAACUGACGGACGUGUUGCUGCAACUGUCGCACCCGUCCAAAUUUCUCCCUUACUUUAAACCACUACAGGAGCGCGGCUACGAUAUCCAAUCAGGCGGCGGCGACGUGCUUAUUUUCCGCAAGAACCGGCCUGCUUCCCCCAACGCCAGCGAUCUUCCUUCCGACCCGGUGCCCAGCAACACAAACCCCACGCGCAUCAAUCCCGUUGAUAUGAUGGGGCAGUCGGUGACGGGCAAGUUUGCCAGCCCUACUGGAUUCGUUAACUACGACGACAGUCUUGAGGAUUACCACAAGAAGCGAGCUCCACCUUAUAGCAGCACUAAUACACAAAAGAGCGCUCCCGAGCGGCCAGUAGCUCCCGAGAAGAAGAAGAGGAGCUUUGGCAAGAAGCUUGUGAUGGGCACUGUGUGGGUAGGAGGAGCAGCGUAUGCUGUUGGGGCUGUCGCAGAGCACCUUUCGGCCAAAUAA